AGGAGCCAGUAGGCCGCACGUCACGGGGUCCAAACCUUGUUGUGGCAGCCCGGCAGCGUCUCCCUCCCUCCCCCGCCAACUGCAGGUUUCCUUCUGGUAUCCAGGUCCCCUCCUCUGUGUCAUCUCCCGGCAUUCUGGUCCCCUAGUCUUCAUGGAGCAGCUGUUGCGCGCCGAGCUGCGCACCAAGACACUGCGGGCCUUUGGGAGCUCCGGGGCUGGCUGCAUCAGCGAAGGCCGUGCCUAUGACACUGACACUGGCCCGGUGUUUGUCAAGGUCAACCGCAGGACGCAGGCCCGGCAGAUGUUUGAGGGAGAGAUGGCAAGCCUGGAGGCCCUCGGCAGCACUGGCUUGGUGCGGGUACCUAAACCCAUGAAGGUGAUUGACCUGCCAGGGGGCGGGGCUGCCUUUGUGAUGGAGUAUUUGAAGAUGAAAAGCCUGAGCAGUCAGGCAUCAAAGCUUGGGGACCAGAUGGCAGAUUUGCACCUUUACAAUCAGAAGCUCAGGGAGAAGUCCAAGGCCAGGGAGAACACAGUGGGCUGUGGGGCUGAGGGUGCUGAGCCCCAGGGUGUGACCAAGUUCGGCUUCAACACAGUGACAUGCUGUGGCUUCAUCCCGCAGGUGAAUGAAUGGCAGGAUGACUGGCCAACCUUUUUCACUCAACACCGGCUCCAAGCACAGCUGAACCUCAUUGAAAAGGACUAUGCUGAUCGGGAGACACAAGAACUAUGGUCAAGACUACAGGUGAAGAUCCCGGAUCUGUUUUCUGGUAUAGAGAUUGUCCCUGCUCUGCUCCAUGGGGACCUCUGGUCUGGAAAUGUGGCUGAGGAUGACCAGGGACCCAUUAUUUAUGAUCCAGCUUCCUUCUAUGGCCAUUCUGAAUUUGAACUGGCAAUUGCACUGAUGUUUGGGGGGUUCCCCAGAUCCUUCUUCACUGCCUACCACCGGAAGAUCCCGAAGGCUCCUGGGUUUGACAAGCGCCUAAUGCUGUACCAGCUCUUUAACUACCUAAACCAUUGGAACCACUUUGGAAGGGAGUAUAGAAGCCCAUCCCUGGGAAUGAUGAGGAAGCUGCUCAGGUAGCAGAGGGCUGGGAUCUAACAAAAGGUCACAAUGGGCCCCUAACUGGACUGAUUUUGGGUUGUCCUCCAACAAGUUCAUCAAGAGGCUGUGAGGCUGUGGCACUGCUAGCUCAGGCUGAUACUAACACCGCAGCAUCACUGUUCAUGGCAAGUUCCCACCUCAGCAGCUGCAGCCUCAAGUACCACAGCUGGGAAGGGGAAGAAGGACCACCCUCCCAGGGUGUUAGUAUUCAGGCAUGUGUACUGGCCUGUCCUUGGGGUUCUGACAGGAUAUGCCCUCAGGUGCAGCCACUAAGAGCACCACCUGUGCACAUUCACUAUAAGUUCCUUUUGAAAGAGUCCCGCCCAUCUCCCAACCUCUUUCCCUGCCUCCCUCCCUUUUUCCCUCCCUCCUUCUUUCCAUCCCUCCCUCCCUCCCUCCCCACCACUCUGUCCUCCUCUCUGCCCCCUUUCUUGCCUCUU
Molecule: messenger RNA, 1542 nt
Organism: Mesocricetus auratus (golden hamster)
Lineage: Eukaryota; Metazoa; Chordata; Mammalia; Rodentia; Cricetidae
Gene: Fn3k
Product: fructosamine 3 kinase
Exons: 6
Coding region: 152-1081 (309 amino acids)
Biological process (GO): fructosamine metabolic process
Source: RefSeq, a predicted model, not a curated record